Neocloeon triangulifer is the source of this 2015-nucleotide messenger RNA. It is a transcript of the gene Rgk3, whose product is annotated as GTP-binding protein REM 1. Gene Ontology annotation, cellular component: plasma membrane. The transcript is spliced from 6 exons. Lineage: Eukaryota; Metazoa; Arthropoda; Insecta; Ephemeroptera; Baetidae. The coding region runs from base 49 to 1380 and encodes 443 amino acids. The record is from RefSeq and is a predicted model, not a curated record. Gene Ontology annotation, molecular function: GTPase activity; calcium channel regulator activity; GTP binding.
GCAGAGUCAGUCAGUCAGUGGGCCGGCCGCGUGGCGGAUGCUGGUAGCAUGACCAUGGACGACGACGAGCUGCGAGCAUCGGCCGCCCGCAAGGGCCGCAGCGCCAGUAUCUGCGCGCCCGGCUUCUCCAGUAUGGAGGCCGUCGUGCAGGCGGCCACCCAGGCCGACACGCCGCAGCGCGCCAGGCGCGCCAAGCCGGCCACGCGUUCCCAGAGCGCGCGAAUCACGCAGGCCAACAAGCCGAGGGUCACGCGCAAGACCAGGGCCGAGUCGCCCUCCAUGCAGACGAUGAAUUCCUCGUCUUGCCGGAGCGAGCCGCGUCUGGAGAACAUCCCGACGAUCGCGACCUCGAGUUCGGACUCGCCGGGGGCGCCUCGCCGAAGCCCCCGGGCGCCAACCGGCGCCCGCCGCGUCAACAGCGUCAAGGGCACGGCCGGCCAUCACCAUCAGCAGCAGCAACAACAACAGCACCACCACCGCGGCGAGUCGGUGCGCGAGACGAGCCACAAGAGGGGCGGAUUCCUCGACGUGCCCGGCAUGGAAGAACCGAUGCACCCUGACGAGGACGAGUCCUACCGCCUCAGGGAGUUCUCCCUCACCAGCAAGGGAAUUGUGAACCGUGGCGAUUCUUUCCGGCGGCGCCGCUCCAGAAGCAACUCCCUUCUUCCGCCGAGCAUGGCCCAGGAGGCUCAGCAGGCGGCCGCAGAGGCCGCGGCCGUAGAAAAGCCACCGCCUUUCCGAGUCGCACUUCUUGGUGCCUCUGGGGUGGGCAAAACGGCCCUCGUCGAGCAGUUCAUGACCUCCGAGUGCAUCAACGCCUACGCUUACGACAGACAAACAAAUGAGCCGAUUGAGCAGUCGGUUUGCAUAUCCCUGAACGGAGAGGAAUCGGAACUUCUCUUCACAGUCAUCCAGAACUCAAAGACGGACAUGGACAAAGAAAACCCGCCUCACGCGUUCCUCGUCAUGUACUCUGUGGUGGACAAAGCCAGCUUCCAACGAGCAGAGGAUGAACUCUCCAGGCUUCAGGAGUGGGACAUGUUGAGGAGCAGACCGGCGCUGCUUGUGGGCAACAAAAUCGACUUGGCUCGAUCAAGAUCUGUUUCUACGCAAGACGGCAAGUGCUUGGCCUGCACCUACCGCUGCAAGUGCAUCGAGAUCUCGAUCGGCAUCAACCACAAUGUGGAUGAGUUGCUGGUGGGCAUCCUCAGUCAGAUCCGGCUCAAGAUGGCCGCCAACCACGAAGGGUCGCCGCCGCCGUGGUUCCACCGCAGCCGAGGCAUGACCAGGGCGUCGAUGCGCGCCCGCCAGAUGUUCUCGUGGAUGUUCGGCAAAGAGGACUCGAAAUUCAAGAACUGUGAAAACCUCCAGACUUUGUAACGCGCACUUUGUAUAAGAUAAAUAGAGUCGCUGCAGGACUGAACACAUAUUAUAUUGGAUUUAAAGAAAAAGCGUAUAUUCGUUAAUUACUGAAUGUGUAUAUCAAAAUAAUUAUGUAAAAAUCAUGAUUGUGAAGAGCUAUACCCUCCUAUAACUGUAUCCGUACUCAAUUAUUAAAUGUCACUUUCAAUUAAUUAUUUAAGCUCAUCCUCAGCCGUUGAAAAUGCACAACUUUUUCUUAUUAAAGUUUAAAUAAAUUGCCGACGGAAAACAAAAUAGUCCUCGGCAGUGACUUUUAAUUAUUUUUAAGAUGAUUUAAAUGUUGGUAAUAGGACCAUUUUUUGAAACAAUACAUAAAAGAUAUCUAAGCAUAUAAGGAUGAUUGUAAUCAAUAUAUAUCUCUGCUUCCAAAACUCUUUUAAUGACUUUGGAUGAGCUUUAAAUCGGUGUCCAGUGGCUCUUAAAACACAAGAGAUGAGAAUUUAAAUAGCAGAUCCGUAAUAAUAGUCUUGGAAAGCUCCCUCUCUUCUUACUUUAGUACUAAAACUUAUUUUUAUGACGAAUUUAUAUAAUUUAAUAUUUGUACUUAAUAAAAGUUAAUUUCCCCUUAAAUAAACUACACCGUUAUUAGCUUA